AUGAACAGCCACAACAACCAGAGACAGGAAAUCAACACGCCAAAGUCUCAUCUCCCUGCUGAGAGAAAUAUUACCACCAGAACCCCAACCAUAUCUUCCAGUCUCCCCCAAGCUGCUCAAACAAGACAUCAACCUCAAGAACAAAGAAUCAGUCCUCAAGUUGGGCCCCGAACUCAACCUCUUGCGACAGGGUUUCAAACUGCAUCGCUUGGGAGGGUUUCUCCCAUACGGCCUGUCCUUUGUCCAGUUCAGCCAGAAAGCCCUUUUACUUUUUCCAAACCAGAAAACGGCUGUGUUACACCAUCUAGAUCUGGUGGCCAGCCUACCCAAGCAAGCAAGCUCCAGCCUCAACCUCAACCUCAAAACAGCAAAUUACAACGCUGUGAAAAAGAACCACAUCAGCAUUGCCCAAACGACCCCGCUCAAGAGAGAGGCUGCCCAUCGCCAGCAAAGUCAUCGAGGCCCACGAGGCCCGAUAAUCCCUCAACUGGUUCUCCUCAGGUUGAGGAUAGAGCGGCCGCUGAGAGAGAGCGCACAAAACAGGGCUUGCGGGCUGAGUUCUUCUUCAGGUACAGCGCAGAGACCAAUCGCCUGAGGAUGCGUCGUAACCAAUCGUUUUGGUGGAUCCUGCUGUUGGCCGGCACCAUCCUGCUGAUGGUCGCCUACUACGAUUCCUCCUUGACACCAAAGACAAAGCCCUACUGCGACGACAACAACACCAGCGACACCUGCAAUUCUUGCCCUCAGAACUCAAACUGCUCUAGAGGCCGCGUCGCAGGUGCAGGCAGCAGUGCUGAUGCUGGCUGA
Stylonychia lemnae is the source of this 807-nucleotide messenger RNA. Lineage: Eukaryota; Ciliophora; Spirotrichea; Sporadotrichida; Oxytrichidae. The record is from the annotation of a GenBank genome assembly.